Branchiostoma floridae (Florida lancelet) is the source of this 4455-nucleotide messenger RNA. Its product is annotated as filamin-A-like. The transcript is spliced from 23 exons. Gene Ontology annotation, biological process: actin cytoskeleton organization. The record is from RefSeq and is a predicted model, not a curated record. Gene Ontology annotation, molecular function: actin filament binding. The coding region runs from base 93 to 3968 and encodes 1291 amino acids. Lineage: Eukaryota; Metazoa; Chordata; Leptocardii; Amphioxiformes; Branchiostomatidae.
CAAAUUUACGCCUUACAGAUCACAAGAACUGUCUUUUUAAAGCCACCCUCCUCCCACCCGAUUCCCAAGUGAGACAUUCGGAAAGCUGAACCAUGCCGUCGAAAGUCAGAGUGGAAUAUGAUGGUGGAGUUUAUAGGAAGACAAAAGUACCUAAACGCUCUCAAAGGUUGGUGUCGUCAAGGUCAUUCCGAUCGUACGAGGACAUACGGUAUAUCGAGAGACCACCGCCAGGACGAGACAAUAUGGCGUCCCUGUAUAACGGCCGGCGCUGGGACGACAGGAACGGCGGAGACUGGAUGACCGCAGGCCUGCCGGACACCAGGAGGAUCGUGGAGCUGGACGACGAUAGGCAAUCCACCAGGAGCACUGACCGCCCGAGAGGUCCAGUUUACUCCUUCAGCACCCCGCACUACCCUGCCAGCCAUGACUCGGAGUCGUUGUACAGUCAGCCCAAGACGCGAUAUGUCCAGCCGACAGCUUCAGCUUACGCUGCCAAGGAUGACAGGAGCCUGGUCACAUUCAAUGGUCUCCCCACCACCAUUCUGAAGGCGAAGGUGAUGUACCCUAACCAGGCGUUCGCACAGGGGGAGGGGAUCGGGAACGUGCCGGUGGGGAAGGAGGCUCAGUUCACUGUGGACACCACCAGGGCAGGGGAUGCCGGGAUAGACGUCGACAUCCGGGGCCCGAGCGGAAGAAAUGUGCCAUGUCAGGUGACCGGAGAUGGCGUGUUCAGGUGCAGGUACACUCCGACAGAAGUGGGAGCCCAUCAAGUCGGCGUGAAGUUUGCGAAUGAGCACAUCCACGGCAGCCCUUACCAGGCUAACGUGUACGACUCAGGACACGUCAAGGUGAAGGCGCCUGAGGUGGUGCAACUGGAAGACGAGGCCACAGUAAAGGGGAGCCCAUACAAAGUGAAGGUGUCUAACCUACAGAACGUGUUUGCCUCCGGCGAGGGUCUCGGGCGCAUCCCAGUGGACAGACCAGCCAGUUUUACCGUGGACGCCACCAGAGCCGGGGACCCCAACCUCGGCGUGACAGCCAAAGUGCUCAGCCCAAGCUAUCUGGACGUGCCUUGUAACGUGAACACGAACGGUUCCGGACUGUACAGCUGCGAGUAUCUUCCGCGGGAGGUCGGGGACUACAGCAUCAACGUGAACUACGGCACCUCCGCCAUCAACGGCAGCCCCUUCACCAGCCACGCUUAUCACACACACGCAGUCAAGGUGCACAACGUGCCGGACUCCGUCAUGGUGGACAGGGAAGUCAACUUUACUGUGAACGCCCAGGCAGCCGGGGCCGGUGACGUCGAACCGGAAGUGACAUGCAUGGGGCACCGCGUCCACACGAACAUGGCGGAGAACCCCCGAGGGAGCCGCAACUACAACGUCUCCUUCGUGCCCAAGAUGUGCAAGACGCACGACGUCAACGUCAGGUUUAACGGAUACGUCGUUCCUGGGAGCCCCUACCGUGUAAAAGUGACAGACGUGUCCCAAGUGUCCGUCUCCGGACACGGGCUGAACUACGUCCCCGUGGGGAAGACUGCGGUCUUCAGCGUGGACGCCACGCACGCCGGCGAACCGGACAGUCGUCUGCACGUCACAGCACUAGGACCAGACCUACGCGAGGUUCCUGUUCAGGUUUCUGGAUCGGGCGCCUACACCUGUGAAUAUGUGCCCAACUUAGUGGGCAACCACACUAUUUCCGUGACGUACGGAGCGGAGCAGGUGAGGGGCAGUCCCUUCACUGCGCGUGCGUACGACCUGACGAGGGUAAAGGUCAGCGACAUCGGGAUAGGAGAAGUCGGCAAACCCAUGGGCUUCCAGAUCGACGCAAGUGAUGCCGGGAAGGGCACCCUCCGGUCAGAGGUCAGCUGCCAGGGUCGGCAGAUCUACAGCGACAUGAAGGAGUCGCCACGUGACAGUGGCAGGUAUGACGUCAACUUCACGCCCAAGGUCCCCGAACGUCAUGACGUCAUGGUCUACUUCAACAACGAGAUUGUUCCAGGUUGUCCCUUGCUUGCGGACGUGAGGCCGGAGCGGUCCCCCAUUGCGAGCGGGAACGGUCUGCGGGAGGGGUUGGAGGGACGGGCCUGCGACUUUACUGUGGACACGGCAGGCUGCAAGAAGGACAAGAUUGACGUGCAAGUCUUUGGCCCGAAUGCUGAGUGUAACAACGUGAGUGUGGUGCAGCACGCGGACAGGGUGGAGUGUUCCUACGUGCCGAGGGAGUCAGGUGUGCACGUGGUGGACAUCACUCAUGGCGGCAAGGAAAUUCCUGGGAGCCCCUUCCAACCAGUGAUCGUCAACCCUCACCGCGUGUCUGUGAUUGGUGGAAUGGACAGUAUCCUGGCAGCCAAUGGGCGGCUCCCCCUGGUGGUGAGCGAGAGGUGCACGAUUCCGCUGACGGCCAGUCAGGCGGGUCCGGGGAGGAUGACGUCACGCGUCAGGAGCGCGUCACGUGAACUCCCCGUGGACGUGGACGUGAAGCCUGAUGGGAAGCAUUACGUCAGCUUUGUACCAGAAGAAGAAGGUGAGCACAACAUAGACAUCAAGUGGAACGACCACCACAUCAACAGGUCCCCCCUACAGGGCGACGCCGACCAGUACGCAGUGGACGCGCGAAGGGUGGAGCUCAGCGGGCCGGGCCUGGGUCCGGAGGUGAAGGGGAGCGUUCCACAGGAGUUCCUUAUCGACGGCAGUAGGGCGGGACGAGGUUCUCCACAUGUUACCAUGAAUGGUCCACAGCCAGUAGAUGUGUCAUUAGAACCCAUUCUUGGCAAGAAGAACGUCUACAAGGCCAAGUACGAGGCAACAGAGCCAGGAGAGUACCAGAUGAACUGCCUGUGGUCUCAUAAGGAAGUUCCUGGCUCCCCGUACGACAUCCAGGUGUACGACAGCAGGAGAGUGACGUAUGCAGGGCCUGACGCGGGGAACCUUGGGAAGACUGUCAAGGGCAUCAUCGACCCAAGGAGGGCGGGCAAACAAGGCAACAUGAAGGUGCGCUGCUCCGGCCCGUCGAAGCGCGCUGACGUCAGCCUGGCGGAGAACGGGGACGGGACCAUCGGGGUGGAGAUCCUUCCUCACGAGGCGGGCCCGCACAACUUGGAGAUACGCUGUAAUGAUGAACCUAUUGCAGGCUCUCCGUUCACCAUUGACAUAGAGGACCAGCCCGACGCCAGUAAGGUGCGAGUGUUCGGCCCGGGACUGCAGAGCGGGCAGCUGGAGGGGUUCAAGGGUAACUUCCUGGUGGACGGAAGCGAGGCCGGGCCAGGGGAGCUGAAAAUCAGAGUCUACGGACCUUCCAGAGAUUCCUUCAGGUUGGAAUCUAAAGUGUUGAACGAAGAAGACAGGAAGGUGGCCAUGUCCUUCAUUCCCAAAGAAGAGGGGAGGUACGAGAUCGCCGUUAACUGGUCAGGCGAGCACGUUCCGGGCAGCCCGUUCCCGGUCAUCGUACACGGCCGGCAGGAUGCCAUGGUCAUGGACCCGCAGGACAACGUGAACUCCGCCCCGCCCAUGGUCGAACCUCCUCCGUUACCUGCUCUACCGCCUCCGCGGGACUACGAGUACAUGCCUCCCGCAGCCCGAGACUUCGACGACCCGGUGUACCGGCCCCCGGCUCCCCCCAUCCGCCGGGAACCCUCCUACGAGCCCCGCAGACCGGUAAACGGCUACUACAUCGACCCGUACAACAGAUACCCGGAGGACUACCAGCGCCCAGCCUACUCCAACCCCGUGUACGAUCGCUACUACGAUCCCUACGACAAGUUCCCGCCAAGGGACUACCUGGAACCGCGCAAGGACCAGUACUACUACCAUCCGCGGUACGAGGGGUACGAGCCGGCCGGCCGGUACUAUCCGCUGCACGCCAGGUCUGACUUGGACGACAUCGACAAACGGUCGGACUUUUACAUUCCCACAGAUGCUCGUGAGGGCAGGAAGGCCAGAAAACUGCCAGCGAUAACAUACUAGAAAUUGCGCAUUUUGUAGUAGAUAUUUUAGAUGAUAUACAGUCAAAACUGCCCCCAAAAGAUCACUCAUGAGACCGUAAGAUCCAGCCUAUGUGGACAGGUGGUCACUAUAGGUUUCUUUUGAGAUUUAAAAAUGUCUGUGUCAAUUGGAAUAGUUAUCAAAAGGAACACCAAGAAGUGGUAUCAUCGGCAAGGUGGUCCUCAUGUAGAGGCAGUAACUUGUACAGGUUUGAUUGUAUCACAUAACCAAGAGAAAUAGUAUGUCAUCACUGGGAACUUAAUGACCUCCGUAACUAAUUUGGAUAUAAGACCACUGCCUUUAGUUAUUUUUCGUCUGCAUGAUACCACCGAUGAUGCUGUUUUAAGACAGGGCCGCGAAAGUAACGUGGCUAAAACAGUAGAAAAUGGGAACAAAAAGACAAGAGGUGCAGCUUCCUUAAUCUACAGAUUCCUUUGGGAGAAGCUGGCGUGUUAUCAAGCAGAGACUU